AUCUUUAUCUUUAAUCUAAAGUGACUGGAGUCUAGAAGUAACAGUUGUUGCUAGAAUGGUAGAUGUACUUGUCUCGUCUUGUUCAAUGCCUCUUUUUUUGUUGUUUAUAAUUUAUAAACUAUAUAAUACCAAUUGUCAAAUUUAGAUUAUUUUCCAGAUAUUGCACGCUGUUUGGAUCUACAUUUUCAUUGAAAAGAAUUUAUAUUAGAAAUGUCUUCAGAAGAAAAAAUAAGUGAUGGCUCAUCAAAUAAUGAGAUUGUUGAUUUUAGUAUUUACUAUUUGGAUAUGGUGGAAUGUCCAUUAGAUCCAAACCAUAAACUUCGACGUCACAGGCUUCCAUAUCAUCUUUUAAAGUGCAAAAAAAAGUUCCCGGAUAAAAUACAAUGUCCUUAUGGACAUUAUUAUUAUUUAGAAAAACAUGAAAUGGCUAAUCACUUACAACUAUGCCCUCAUAAACCAAGGUCAGCUCAAGCUGAAGAAAUGCAACCGUACAUAGUGCAAGCUCAACGAGCUAGAAAUGAGAAUAUCAUUUACAACUAUGAUGUUGACAAUUAUAAAAUUGAUGAACCAUAUUGGGACUAAUCAUUAAUUAUUUUAUUCAUUUUUUGUCA
Molecule: messenger RNA, 611 nt
Organism: Rhopalosiphum maidis (corn leaf aphid)
Lineage: Eukaryota; Metazoa; Arthropoda; Insecta; Hemiptera; Aphididae
Product: gametocyte-specific factor 1-like
Exons: 2
Coding region: 211-582 (123 amino acids)
Source: RefSeq, a predicted model, not a curated record